AGACUACCUAUUAAAAAGUUCUCUCAGAUCAGCCAGCGCAGAUACGACAUCGAUAAAGCAACAAAGACAGGGACUUAAAUUCUCAAUAUUUUCCCGAAAAUUCCGUCAGUUCUAAGAAUAGUAUAUUGAUGUGUAACUGAUAUCGAUACUCAGAGUUUUGGGUUCGGAACAUGCGAUUCUCAUUUGUGUUUUUGGAUUGAACUUGAAGUUGAUGCGAGUCUGAAAUCUCUCCGAACUUCGACUCCGACUCGAGAGCGGCCUCCAAGUAACUGCAGGCUAUCGUGCGGUGGUAUCCCCCGGUGUGAAAUUACGGGGCCGGUACCGUACUCUGCCUCUGGAGUUAUGGUCGCUCAACACAUCUCACUCAGGCUCUGCUGAUGCUGCAUCCUUUGAGUUAACUCGGAAGUUGGACGAUUAGCAGCCAAUGUAGAAUUAGAUGAAUGGAUAUCACUUCAGUCAGUAUAAAUUUCGGAUUGUAUCAAUGCAGCAAUAAUUUGCUGACAGAAAUAGUAAGGGCAGGCCUGUAAAGUAAGAAAGAAGACAGCUCGACAGUCUGACUAUUUAGGUUAAAAAGACCAAGUACGGUAGGCCUAGUCUACUAGACCGAUCGAGAGCAAGUGCUCUCAGCACUGCAGAGAAGAGCAAGCAGCGCAAGUGCAACACAAACCAAAGUCGAAGAAACACACAGACAUGUUGCAGGCUGCGGGAGUUCAAGGAUGGACCCAGGGGGAGCAGCGGUGGAGCUUCGACGUGAUCUGGCAAUGACUCCGGCUGUGGGGCAUCAGCAGAAAAAGGGAACAGGGCAUGAAAAUUUAAAUCCAGAUAAUUGUGGACUUGGCCACUUGAAGGGAGACAUUUUAUCAGCUACGUGUCACUAUGACGACGAUGGCCAGAGGUCAUCAGGGAAUUUAGCCACAAGAUAUGGACAGCUAGUAGUACUUGGAUACAAUGGAGUUCUUCCAGCCGGGAACCGAGGUAGAAGGCGGAGCACCUUCGGGCUUUUCAAGAGAGAUACAGCUAAUGGAGUCAAACCCGACAAACAGUAUGAAAUCAACGCUUCAAAACAAGGAGAGAUGAAGAGUAAUAUUAAGCAAGAAUCACCUGUUAUCAAGAAGGCAAUCAAGAAUAGCAGUAGCAAACACACGAUAGCAUACACUUUAUCAAGGCAUCAGACGGUGGUUGUAGAAUAUGCAAGUGAUUCCUCAACAGAUAUGUUCCAGAUUGGUAGAUCAACUGAACCAGUUAUAGACUUUGUCGUCAUGGAUACAGUUCCUGGUGCGAAAACACAGAAGGAUUGCGUUGUCUCCGAGAGCACGAUAUCACGGUUUGCCUGUCGCAUCAUUGUAGAAAGAAGUCCUCCACAUACGGCGAGGAUAUAUGCAGCAGGCUUCAACUCAACAAAUAAUAUAUUUCUAGGGGAGAAAGCAUGCAAAUGGAAAACGGAGUCUGGAAUGGAUGGGUUAACAACCAACGGUGUGCUUAUCAUGAGACCUAAAGGAGGUUUUCAGUCUGAUGCAACACCCGGGGUAUGGAGGGAAGUAUCGGUAUGUGGCAAUGUAUACUCACUCAGGGAAACAAGAUCAUCACCUCAAAGAGGCAAACUGAUUGAAGAUGAAGACAAUAUACUGGAGGAUGGUACGUUAGUUGAUUUGUGUGGUGCAACGUUACUAUGGCGAUCGGCAAUGGGACUAGUCAAUACUCCAACACAGAGGCAUUUAGAGAGGCUACGUCAAGACAUUAAUGACACAAGGCCGCAGUGUCCUAUAGGCUUUAAUACAUUAGUCUUACCAAAAAAUAGACAGUCUUCUAAGGUUAUGGAGGAGAAGCAACCCUAUGCAUAUUUAAAGUGUGGCCAUGUCCAUGGAUAUCAUGUAUGGAACAGCAUUGAUACAUUGAAGAAUACAGAAAGAAUGUGUCCAAUGUGUAGAGAGGUUGGUACAUAUGAGGCUCUUAUAAUGGGUAAUGAAGCGAGUUUCUAUGUUGACCAGGGCCCUCCUAGCCAUGCCUUCUGUCCAUGUGGACAUGUAUGCUCUGAAAAGUCUGCAAAAUACUGGUCUCAAGUGCCAUUGCCUCAUGGAACCCAUGCAUUCCAGGCUGCCUGCCCGUUCUGUGCCACGGCUCUUAGUGGAGACCAAGGUUACAUCAAACUCAUCUUCCAAGAAGCCAUUGAUUAGACCAUGGCCUUUCAUCAACGCCAAACAUUGGACUUGGCCUGAACUGCUUCAUCUCGAAGCUCAUAAACUUAUAUUGUACCUGUUGAAUAUGUGGAUGACUUUAUUUGGAUCAUAGCCUAAGUCGUCCUUACUACUCUUGACCUGUUGGUCUGGUCAUCACUGACCAAUGGACCAGGAGCAUGACUGGUCAUUGCUUGAGCACUGGUUCAGGAGCAUAACUGGUCAUAGCUGUCCACUUGCCCAGGAGUAUUACUGAUCAUAACUGAUCACUUGACGAGGAGCGCAGCUGGUCAUCGCUCACCACUUGACCAGGAGCAUUAAUACUGCAAUGAUCAUCACUGACCACUGGACCAGGAGUGCAACUGGUCAUCACUGACCAUGGGACCAGGAACAUUACUGGUCAUCACUGAAGACUGGACGAGAGUAAUAGACUGAACAUUGAUCCAUAGACUUCAUGAACUAUUAACAUUGAUGUUUUGGGCUCUGUGUGUGCAUAUUGUUUAGUUGUCUGUGUUUUUCUUCAUCACUGCCUAUUGAGAAGAUUUGUGAUUAUUUUCGCCGGAACAACCUUCCUUGCACCUUAUGGACAAGUACACAACAGAAUCGCUUAAAGGGAAUGACUUAUUAUGAUCGUAUUAUGUUGCAUUGCAUCAAUGUGUUGAUACACUUCCAAGCCUGCCAUCUGUGAAACCUCUUACAGUGAAUUAAGCAAAAUUUGUCCAAAUAGUCUUUAAAGGGCAAUUAAGGGACAGGUAUAAUGUUAAGACCUUUGUCACAAGUAUGAAAUUUUUUGCAAUUAAAUAGUGGCAUAGAAUGAAAGUAUAUUACAUUACUCUUGUCCUAGUAGAGUUAAUCCUAAAAAAGGACUGAGCUAUGUUGGAGGUUUAGUGGACAGAGGGGGGGGGGUGCAUUAUCCCUCCCCCUUUCUGUUGGCUGUUGUCUUUUUUUGUUUUUACUUCUUUUUCUUUCAAAAGAAAAUCGUUAAAAUGUAUUCAGCAACCAAAGUCUACCCUUAUUCAAUCAGGAUGAAAAAUAAUCACUUUAUGAUAUCAGCCUUCCAUUGAGUUGGUACACACUUCACAAAAAUUAGUCAUUUUUUUACAUGACAUGGUGUCAUGACAAGUCAUGUGGCUUCGGGGAUGGUAUACAAAAAUAUAGCAAAUUUAGUCUCACAAGUUUGUGAGUCUUCAAAGAGAAAAGACUUAAAAUCUUGCUGCCUUAUCUCUGUGUGUUUCCUAAAAAUGGCCCAAAAUGUUGUGGGGGCCAUCAUGCCCCCCCCCUGCACCCCAGUCCUUAUAGAGUUAAAUCUACAUUACAUUUACAAACAUUUAUCAGGAAGUAAACUUAAUGCUUUAAGUCAAUUUCGUACAGUGAUCUAAAAAGACAAUUUACGUGUUAUUAAAAUCGUAGUUAUGUUUUGUUAGAACAUUUCUUUCAGAUGGACAUUAUGAUAAGAUCUUUAUUCUGAGAGAAGGAAACUUGGAGAUGAUAUGGUUGAAAUUUCUGGGGGGAUCGUCUGGGCUCUACAAGACAUUUUAGAGAAAGCUUUCUUGCCAAAAAACAAAUGAUGACAGGCACUGUGUUUGAAAGAUGAUAAUGUCAAUACCCUACUCUCCAAUGAGGGGUGUUUGUUUUUAAAAACAUUUUAUGGAAUUGAAGGAUCCUCUCACAGUAUUCAGUAUACUCUGGAUUAAACUGAUCAUAUGACCAUCAUUAUUGCAUGCUCAAUUGGGAUGAACCUUAUCACAAAAACAUGCAUACAUCAAGUCCCUACAGAUGCAAUUAAAAUCAGUAUACAUUUCUAGACAUAGCUGCUCUAUACAUAUCAGUGCCUGCUUUUGUUUCUUGAUAUUUUAACCGUGUCACAUACGUAAUGUGUAGCAUUGGUGUGUUGUAACAUGAGUGUUAGAUAUUCCUUUGAGGGCCUAUUAGUCCAUUUUAUUAAUUCAUUCACAGUUAGUAGUCUGUUGAAUUUGAAUGUAAUUAGUUCACUCUAUAGAGGACACACUCAUUUUGAACAGCUGCUCUUCAUAAGGGUCACCCUACAUUAGAGUCUACGGUUUUUACACGAUAUAGAAAAAUAAAAGAAUAACAGAAUUCGGGAAGAUUAUGGAACUUACAGAAUCUCAUGGAAAACACAAUUUUCCAGGCAAAUGAAAUGGAAAACUUGGUUCUUUACCAUACAUGUAAUUGAUAUCUACUAACAUGUAGUUUGCAUAUAUUCUUAAGGUUAUGUAGCAAAUAUGAUAAAUGAGUUAUUUUUAACCAUGCUCUAAUUCCCAUGACUUUGUAGUUUGUAGAAGGGCCACCCAAUUCCCAUAUCCAAGGGGUGAACUGAUUUGGUGUUAACACUCUUAUUAUACUCUUGACAUAUUUCCUUUGUCCUCAUGAAUGAUAUAUUUAGUUCAAACUUGUCUGUGCCUUGUGCUCACAAGAAAAAGAGGCUUGGAAUUCAUCAUAUUUGUUGCAAAGAAGCAUUCUUUAUUUAUUUAGGUGUGAAAGUGACCAAAUAUUUGUGUGCCUUGUCUGUAUCAUUCUGGCAAAUGAGUUGCUUGAUAUUUCUGUUGAUUAGUCCAAGCUAUAAACGUUUGAAUUGAUUUUAGGUGUCAUGGUAGUCAGUUAGUUCAACAUAUCCAUGGUUUAGUUCAUAUCCAAAUAAAGUGACUCAUUCAAUUGUUUGUGAAGAAAAAUACCAGUAAUCUCCAAAUAUUGACCCAACGUUCAAUAAGAAUUUUAAUGAACUUAUAUCGUCUCAAUUGAGUAAUUUAUAAGAAGUCAACAUUUCACCCUAACAACUUUAUCAAGAAGUAUUCUGAUUUUAUAAGAGAAAUAUAUAUUGCUAUGUCUUGAAAGACAUGACUUAACAUAUGUUCAUGAAUUAAUUGCUGUGGUCUUGUCAU
Lytechinus variegatus (green sea urchin) is the source of this 5074-nucleotide messenger RNA. RefSeq names its product E3 ubiquitin-protein ligase pellino homolog 1-like. The transcript has 12 exons. Bases 717 to 2174 code for a protein of 485 amino acids. Gene Ontology annotation, molecular function: ubiquitin protein ligase activity; protein binding. Gene Ontology annotation, biological process: regulation of Toll signaling pathway; protein polyubiquitination. The record is from RefSeq and is a predicted model, not a curated record. NCBI's taxonomy places the organism in Eukaryota, Metazoa, Echinodermata, Echinoidea, Temnopleuroida, Toxopneustidae.